Neodiprion fabricii is the source of this 3522-nucleotide messenger RNA. RefSeq names its product myotubularin-related protein 14 (gene EDTP). Bases 424 to 2382 code for a protein of 652 amino acids. Gene Ontology annotation, molecular function: phosphatidylinositol-3-phosphate phosphatase activity. Gene Ontology annotation, biological process: dephosphorylation. The transcript has 6 exons. NCBI's taxonomy places the organism in Eukaryota, Metazoa, Arthropoda, Insecta, Hymenoptera, Diprionidae. The record is from RefSeq and is a predicted model, not a curated record.
GACGGCGCGGAGAAGGAAGAGGGAUUUGAAACGCCGAAAUUUGGCAAUCGGCAUUAGAGACGCCGAGGUAUAUAUCUCGCUCGGUACAUGUGCAUACCAGACGUUGUAAAGCAUUCAUAUCCGUUACACCUAGCCCAACGACGCUGUGACGCGAGAGUUUCGAAACGUUUUGAAACGACAGAUGAAGAGAAAUAAAGAAGGACAGUAAAGUAAUAAAGAGAACAGCGAAGGAAUUGAACAGAGAUAAGGAACUAUAAAAAAGAAAACAAAAAUAAAAAAAAAAAGAUACGAACUCGAAGCCGCGAACGGCUAAAAGGAAACGAACGGGAGAAACAAAAGCGAAACGUAAUAAGUACGAGUGUAAAAAAAUAAUCACAACAAUUCAUAAACACAGUGAAAACAAAAUACGGAAAAAAGAAUAUCAUGAGUGAAAUAAAAAACGAAGAUCUUCAAGAGCUGCUUGUCCAUUUUGCUAAAAAUACUUAUCGUGCCAAAGAUGCUGACAGUACGAGUCAAGCGAUAAUGCAGCGAUGCCUGCUAAUUUCCGACAUCGAUUACUCACAUUCUGUGAUAAGCAAUAACGGUGGUGAGCUUAGCGCUCAUUAUCCUAGUCAAAUGAUCCUUUUCGAAAAUGAAAAAACCAGAAGUUCUAAUUCCGAUUCACCGACGCCACCGCCUAGGACGACAGAUACUAUCUAUGAGAGCAUGUAUGAUAUCAAUAAGCUCAGGGAACUUAUGAAAAAUGCAAGAUUCGCAAGAUGCAGGUCCAGGUUUCCCUUGCCGGUCAUACUCUACAAAGGGAAAUAUAUCUGUCGUUCCGCCACGCUGUCUGGUGGACCUGAAAUUUACGGCAGGUCUGGUCUGGACUAUUUCUUUUCGGGUAACGACGGUGCCAACUCUCUCCCUCCUGAAGAAGAGGUCGACGAGGCUACUGGCGGAGAAUUGACUUCUGGAGACUGGCAGCUGUUUGACAGAGUCAGAAGCCAUGAUAUAAGACUGCUCAAAACUCUCAAUGUUGGGACUAUCGUUGACUUUAUGGUAGAAAAGAAGAAGGUGAAAUUUGGCAUGAAUGUCACGUCUUCGGAGAAGGUCGACAAGGAGAAAAGGUACUCAGACUUUACCAUUAUCUCACUGCCAUAUCCUGGGUGCGAAUUCUUCAAGGAAUACAGAGACAGGAACUACAAUGGGAAGGGCCUCGUGUUCGACUGGAGCCAAGCUCAUGUUGAUGCGACCAUUGGCGUUCCAGAAGAUCCAGUCUCCACUCCGCUCAGGGUAAAUUGGGACCAGUACAAAAUCUGGGAUCUAGUCCAGCUAACGCAAAACUACAUGAAGCUCGUUUUACGUUAUUUAACCGACAAUGGAAGCGGUUUAUUAAUCCAUUGCAUUUCUGGGUGGGAUCGAACUCCAUUGUUUGUCUCGCUGCUCAGACUAAGCUUAUGGGCAGACGGAAUGAUCCACCAGUCACUGGACGCACACCAAAUACUUUAUUUCACCAUAGCGUAUGACUGGAUGUUGUUCGGCCACAACUUAGAGGACCGGCUCAGCAAAGGAGAAGAAAUAUUCUUCUUUUGUUUUUCUUUCUUGAAAAACAUAAUGGAUGAGGAAUAUAGCAUAUUGGGUUCACGCUGCUCAAAGACUAAACACCCAGUACUUAGAAACGACAGUGAUUGCCAACUAGACAACGUCAUGUCUGAUAACGAAUCCUUUGUCACGAUUAGUUCGGUUAGCUCAAAUUUAAGCCUCAACAGUUGGUGCAGUUCCGCUAGUCAAAAUAGUCGCGAUAGUCAAGACAACAAUCCACCUGCUAUCUCUACGGUUUCCCCUGUCAACGAAGGCCAGGAAGAAUCUCAAAAUAAUGGAAACACGGUUCCACGGACCUUGCACACUACCCACAAUCGGGAGAGUAGCGGAUUGGGGCCGCGUUCGCCUUUGCCGCAGACUCGAACAUCUCCUGUCGCCGUACCUGUUUCAGGAAGGCUUCGACAGAGAAAUGAAUCCACAUCCUCAGUCAGCGGAGGCUCUUGGCAAAUAAUAUCAGGUACCGGAAGUCUCCGAGGUUCAACAAUGGCCAAUUCUUCCGGAAGCGAAACUACUUCUGGUGCCUGUUCAACAGUUUGUAGACCAAUGUGCGAAGUUUGUCCUGGACAAUUAUCGCAUGAUUCUAGCUGCACCAUUACGGAAGAUGGCCUGUCCCAGACCACUCUUGAUCACCUUACGCAACGGAAAGAAAGACUCCACAACGUAAGAACGUUAUUUUACAACGUCUACUGUUCGGCGAUCGGGUUCAAGUUCAAAGACGGCGCGGAUUCGGCACUGGGUAAUCUGUUGGGUAAUUUUGCCGAAAAGGUUGGAAUCCUUUCAACGCAGCGUACAUCGUUGUGACCUAAGCCGUUGAUCAUCGUGACAUCUUAGCUUCUUCCCCUCAUCAUGCUAAUCACAAAUAAUUAAUUUAUCGUUAUUGAUUCUUCUUUGAUUCAACUGAGAAAAUUUUAUUAAUAUCAUUAUUAUUCACCUGACUAAAAAGAGUGACGUGCACACAUAUUGAUAACUCACCAUUGUUGCUGACGUGUAUAUCAUCAUCAUGUAUCGCGAUUGAAACGUGUCGUGUUCGGCUUACGUAUACGUCUCAAUAAGACUUGUUAUUUUUGUAUAUAAUAUAUCGUACGUUAUCCUUUUUAUAAUAAUCGAAGUCUUUGAAUCGUUCGCGCGCCUAAUAAUUAACACAUAUAUAAAAUAACGUUUACAAUAUUACACGUACGUACUUGUAUUUAUUAUUAUAGAAUUCGAAAAUAGUAUCGUUGAUCACAAAAAGAAGAUUCGGGAUCGAGUCAUCGACUCGCUGUAUAAUCGGUGAAUAUUAAUACAAUUUUUCAUGUUAUUUAAAUCAUUUUCACGUUAUGAGGUAUCCGAAAUUCGAAGAAUAUUCUUAGAAUUAGGAAACACCAGAUCCACGUAGUUAGCUAGCUAGUUGAUAACGGGAAUAAAAAUGUGAAUUCUGAGCUGGGGAUUGAAAACGUCAUAGACCAAAUGAACCGCAGACCUAUUGAUGACAAACAAUUAAAAAUCUAUUUCUACUGCAUGAGAGGACGUUAUCGCAAGAUUAAAGAAGAAUGAAAUUGUUAUUGUAAAAUGAAAAGUAAUGGUAAUUCAUAAUUGGCUUGUAACAUAUUAUACCAAAUUGUACAAUAUUUGUAAAGGGAAUCAUCGUUUCUUCCGUUGUUAAAAAUUGCAGGCACUAAGCCUUGAACUAAACUAAGUACGUGAAUUAGAAUAAAACAUUUAUCUACUUAACACGAACUACCUAUUCCAUAUUGAAAAGUUUACGAUAAAAAUCGAGCAACAUGGACUAUGAUAUAGCACGUAUAACCGUUGUAAUGAUAAAAAAAUGAACAUACGAACGGCAAAAACAUGUUUCACUUAAAUUCUGAUUUCAAAUAAGAUUGAAGAUUUUUAAUUUAUUUCUUGUGUACAAUGUAAUUUGGAGAAAAAAAACUUUUUUUUAUAUAUUUUAAUCAGAUCUGA